CUGAGGUCAUUCACCAUAUCAAAGAAACGCUAUCUUCCAAUCAUUUGGCAAUGUUUGAGCGGUCUUCCACCGACAGAAGAAGGUGGAUUCACGGAUGGUCGAACAUUACGCGUUAAGUUGAAAAAUAGCAAGUUUUCCUCACCGUUCGUUGACUACCGGGAGAAGAAAACUGAGAAGCAAUUAAAGACGAAAUACGAAACUUGGAAGAAGAAGAAAUCUGCAGAGUUAAACCAUAUCGAUCCGUUUUUGGACGUGCUUUCUCGGAGGUUGUACAGUGGGGUCAAAUUGAAGUCGGGAGUAUCUGCUUCAAGAAUUAACAUUCAGGAUUGCGCUCUAUUUCGCUUGUUGUCGAAUGAAUGGAAAGUGCUUCAUCCCGACGAUCCUCAAUGUACGCAGAGUUAUCCAGACGACGCAAAUUAUGAGAGAUGGGAUGUUCCUCCGGUUCUGGUCAAUUAUGUUCGUGGUACUGCUAUUCGUUGGGGAUCUCCUUGGCAUACAAAUCCUGAUGUCAUUUUGGUAUGUAAUGUUCUCGAGCAUUGGGUGGUGUGUCGGGUACGGUUAUUGGACUGGGAGAUCGAACUUUACGACUCCUUUAGCCACCUUUCAUCAUCAAAGGCGGGUAAUGACCAAGAGCUUAUGUUGACCCCUCUCCGACGACUACUUCCCACACUACUUCACCGGUCCGGUUACUUUGCUGCUAUGAAGAUUCCGCCCAGGUUAGAUGCCUUACCGAUUAAGAGAAUGCCGAGUGAAGUUCAGUUUGUUCAAGAGGAUAUCCAUAAUUGUGGUGUAUUUGCUUGCAUGUACGUUGAACGCAUGCUUGGCGAGAACAUUCCCCGGGAGUUGGAUAUACGUUUAUAUAGACAGAAAAUGACAUUAGCAAUUUUUGCAUGGUCCAAGGCAUUGAUUCUCCGCGACUCGCGGAAAAAUCCCGCGAGUCGCGACCCUGGGAAUCCUGCCAGCAGGAGAGCUCUGUUGUUCAUCGCGACUUGCCAUCUCUUCCGCGAGUCGCGACCUUGGGAAUCCUGCCAGCCGGAGGGCUCUGUUCUUCACCGCGACUCGCCAUCUCUUCCGCGAGUCGCG
This is a messenger RNA of Striga asiatica, 1083 nucleotides long. The record is from the annotation of a GenBank genome assembly. Lineage: Eukaryota; Viridiplantae; Streptophyta; Magnoliopsida; Lamiales; Orobanchaceae.